Messenger RNA from Aspergillus saccharolyticus JOP 1030-1, 1276 nucleotides. RefSeq lists its product as uncharacterized. Bases 103 to 1239 code for a protein of 378 amino acids. Lineage: Eukaryota; Fungi; Ascomycota; Eurotiomycetes; Eurotiales; Aspergillaceae. The record is from RefSeq and is a predicted model, not a curated record. The transcript has 5 exons.
CUUCGAUACAGUGCAUUGUUGCGGGUUUCAUGAUAUCCAUUCAGAGAUGCGAUCGAUGUUUUUCACACCUGACAGCGUAGUACUAAAAUAAUCUCUUCUCUCAUGGCAAUCCUCUUAUCAUCUCUACCACCGGGGGUAUCCCCUCCACUGACUGAGGAUAAUGAGCAUAACCACAACGGCCUGCUUGUCAUCAUCACUUCUCUCGGCCUUUUCCUUGUCUUGGCCUCCCUUGGGAUCCGCAUAUUCGCCUCCUCGAAGCGCAGCAUCCUUUUACGAGACGAUUAUGUUCUGUUUAUUGUCGUGGCAUGCGCCUGCGCGCAAGUCUCUGUUGUAUUAGUCCAAGUUCACUUUGGGUGGGGCAAGUCGGGAGAGUUACUUCGCUCUGCAGAUUACUUUGCUAUGGUCAAGGCCGGCUACGCAGCAGACCUACUGUAUGCGCUUAUCCUAGGGCUGUCCAAGGUUUGCACAAUGCUUUUCUACCAAAACCUCUCCUUACCUCGGACGAAAUGGAUGAUCAAGUGCAUUCUGGCAGCAUGCGCGCUAUGGAUACUGCUUGCAAUGCUGCUAUUAGCCAUUCGCUGCAGCAGCGAACCUUGGCGUGACAUCAACCAACAGUGUUCCGGGCUGCUGCCACGCUGGCAAGCAAUCAGCGCCCUUGACAUCAUCCUAGAAGUGCUCAUUUUAUGCUUCCCUGUGGUGAUUAUCCUAAACGUCCAAAUUUCCCUGAGGAAGAAGAUCAUAGUCCUCAUCAUCCUCAGCUUUCGCAUCAUACUGAUCCCUCUCUCCGCUAUUCACUUCCAUUACGCUCAAAAGCAAAUCCGAUCCUCCGAUCCUACCCUUCUCGGAGCCUACGCCACCACGACCGCUGAGCUUCAUAUGAGUCUGAGCAUUGUACUAUUGACGGUAUCGUCCCUCAAAUUGUUUGUCGCAGUGUACGAAGACGACCAAGGCUUUGCCUACACAGAAGAGAUAACCGGCUCGAACAGUAACAGUGGGCCAACAGCGCCAACUUCGUGGAAGCUAUCGCGCCCGAUUCGAGAUCGGGGUCACUGUGCAAGCCCUGGUUCUGCGCGCCAGCCAAUCUUGCAGGGUACCUCGGCUUCCGCGUCGUCUUCCAAGACACCAUGUUUGCUGAAGCGAACAAACGCCAUCAUGAAAAGUGUCCAGAUAUCUGUAACGAGGGAAUGUAUUGAGCUAGAAGAGAGAAGAGCAUCUGGCAUCCCGGCAGCUGAUGUUUGAUCCAAUCUGUGAUCUUCGAUCCCGAGUGUUGGCUAGC